This is a messenger RNA of Podarcis lilfordi (Lilford's wall lizard), 43387 nucleotides long. The record is from the annotation of a GenBank genome assembly. Lineage: Eukaryota; Metazoa; Chordata; Lepidosauria; Squamata; Lacertidae.
AAAGAGGAUGUGGCGGUUCUGACCGUGGCGGCGGCGGCGGUAGCAGCAGCAGCAGACGACGCCGGGCGAAGAACCUAGGGACGUUUCUGUCGCGCUGCAUGCCGGGAGACAAUGGACUAAGUGGGAGUUGGGCUGGACCAAGGCGCUGCUUCUUGUGGGGGGGGCGGGCAUCUCUGGAGUGAAGGAGGCGGGGGGCAGUUCCAGAUGGAUUCGCCCUGAUGGCGGUUGCCGCGGGAGGCCCCGAGUAGCCCUCCGAGCCCCGUCUGGCCUGGCCAUGCCCGGCCCAGCUGCCCCUGCAGGAGGCCUGAGGUAAGAAAUGCCGCUGCUUCCGCCGUCGCCGCUCUCGGGUCGCUCCGGGGCUCGACAGCCGGGAAGGUAAGGCGGAGCCUCCCAGCCCGGCGGCGUCCGCCGACCACCCCGCACUUUCUGGGGGCGGGAAGCGGCCUCUUUCCUCCUCGCUUCUCUGGUCUCUUCUUAAACCCCCCCCCCUUAUUUACCAGGCAGGCUUCUCCAUGGAAACGGGCCCGUCCUACGAAACACGGGCCCGUGGGUCUCCCGUUAAAAUAAGGGGGGGCUCGCCAUGAAAAGGAAGCGUCUGCGGGGUGGGGAGAACUUUGUAACUUCUCGCCAUCUGUGGGGAUUGUGUCCUGUUGACUUGGGAAAAACACGCGAGGAGGCGGCGGGGCUGUGUGGGCUAAGAAAGUAGAGGUAAGGUAUUUAAACACUUAUUUACACACACACACACCCCCGCUCUUCAAAGUUAAAAAUGUGAGAGAAGGUGGUGGGAGAAAGAGGAGGUAAGAUAAGGAAACAAUUUCCUUUUCCCCUCAGUGAGGGACCAUUUCUCUCCCCCUCCUCCAUUCCUCUUCAGAGUUAGGGGAAAGAAACCACAAGGAUAUUGUUGGCACUUUUGAGACUCCUGGUUCAAAUAACUUUCGUUGUGUAUUAGCCCCGUUUUAGGUUGUGACUUGAAGAACUUCAUUUCAGUAUGGUGCUGCUUAUUGGCUUUUGUGAUAAUGAGCCCUGAAGAGCAUAAUGGAAUAUUAUAAAACUGUAAUGACUGGGUGUUCCAGUUUUCAGGGUAGUAUUGUUUUUAAAGUACAACAACUGUUAGGUUUGAAUGGCUUUUAUAUCUUACUCCAGUCCAUUAAAUGACAUUUAUAUCUUACUUCAGUUCAUUGUUCCUUAAGAUUUUGAUUUACCGGUAAGUUUCUACUUGGGCUAAAACAUGACAUUUUAAUAUUUCUCACCACUGUAAACAAAGGAAAAUAGUUUGUGUCUCUUGGUAGAGAACAACAUGGCUGUCUAACAAUCAAAUUUCCUGUGAAGUACACUUUACGAUUUUGUUGACAACAAUAAUUCAUUGUUGGGGUUUUGAAAAGCUGGUCUAGGUUCUUCUUUUCUCACCAUCCUGAGGUUUUUUUUUAAUAUGCUAUUUCUAUCUAACACACACACAGAGAGAGAGAGAGAGAAACACAAAUAUUUAGUUACUGUGGCAGAAAGAAUUCACAUAUGAACUUGCUGUAAGAGAUCAGGCAUUAUUUAUACUGUAUUGUUUGUUUUAAAACCUUAAUUUGUGACCAAAGUUGGAGUAUGGGGAAUGUAAUAAAUAUUGCCAUAGUGUAGUUGUAACAACCAAAUUAUGACUAACUAUUUUAAUAUGGCAAAACUAAUCGCUAAUUUAGACGCAUGUGACAGUGAAAUGGAUGCUUCCAGGUCAACAAUAGAAAAGUUCCAGCAUGAAUAAUGUGUAAGAAGGCUUUAAUAUUUAAAAUAGGUAAGGACACUCCAGAGCACAUGGUAUGCCAUUGGGCCGUGAGGCUGACAUAACACUCAUGUGACUUUGUCCUAGGUGGCUUGUUUUCUUUAAUGUAAUGCCUAUUGCUAUUUGUUUAUAUAAACAGCUACUUAAUAGUGUGUUUAAGACAGUAUUCACUGUCGUAAUACUGCAGGGUUUUUGUUUAAAAGAGAAAGGAGAAGCUUUUGAACACACACAACCUCUCUUAUUAGGAUUAAUUUCCACAAAUGUAUUUAUUUUAGAGUUUUUUUGUUUUAAAUGCUUUCCAGGGCAAGGGUUCUUUCAAGAUAGCUUACAGUCCAUAUAAUAACAGAAUACAGCAGAAUAAUUUUAUCAAUAGAAGCAUUGAAAGAACUUUUGAAAAACAACAUAGAAUAAAAAUAGAUACAGUGAGAAUCAAGAUAAAUAUUCCCCAUAAUUGUUUCACAUUACCUGAGAUAGUGCUUACAGUUUGUUCUUGGAUACUUCUCUGAUGGCUCAAGUGGCAUUUUUAGUUUCUUGUGCUUAAGAAAAUAUUAAGCAUUUGCAGUUAAGCACAUGCCCAUAUGAUGUGAAACUCAGUUUUCCAAGAAGAAAGUUUCCACAUGGGACCAUUUGGACCUUAUGGCUUGGCCCUCCAUCCAGAUGUAGUGGACUGCUGCACUCUGGACUACACUGUGCACUGUUUUCAGUUCCCAAUGCCAAACAGGCAUUGGAAAAGGAACAUUAAGAGAAGGGAGAAAGCCUACAAAAUUAUAAGCUAUUUCCUUCUCUUUCAUGCUAUAGAGCAGAGAUAGGUUGAAUUUAGUUUUUCCAUUCCAGCAUUCUGAUAUUACAAAGAGCCCUUCUAGAGCAGGCCAACAGGUGCAUCAGCUAUAGCAUCCUGUUACCAUAGUGCCCAAUCAGGUGCCUGUGGGAUAAGCAGGAUGUGAGCACAAAAGCACUGUCCCAACUUCUGAUUCCCAUCAUCUAUUCCUGAAUGGCAUACUGCCUCUGACAGUGGAGAUAAAUCAUAGUCAUCCUUAUAGUAUUGAUGGCCUUGUUAUCCAAAAAUGUGUCUAAUCACCUUUUAAAGCCAUCCAAGUUGGGGGCCAUAACAUCUUGGUGGAGUGAAUUUCAUAGUUUCAUUAUGUGCAGUGUGAAGAAAUGCUUUCUUUUGUCAGUCUUGGGUGCACAUGGGAUGACUUGAGGCCUCUAUUAUUAAGCUUCUGUGUCUGACUAUUGUCAAGGUAAUGGGCAGUAUCCAGCUAAACAGUUCUGCUAGCACAAGAACUUUUGACUUCACAACAGAACUUCCUUUUCUCUUUCUGCAUAUCCCCUAAAUAUGUUCAGGGGCUUUCCCCAACCCUCUGUUGCUGAUUUAAGUGAUAGUGAGGGGAAGUUCCAUUGUGCAGCCCAAAGUACUUGUGCCUGUGGAGCAGUUUAGUUGGGUACUAGGCCUGGGAGUUAUAUUGACAUCCCGCCCAGGACUGGUGUGAGGGGCAGACCGUAAUGACAGCUUCACUCAGCUGUUGACUGUUGAGCAGGUUGAGCACAGUAACAGAAGCAUCUGCGGUUGAAAACUGAUAGUUUUUAUUGAAAGAUAGACGGAUUAUGUACAAAAACAGAAUUCUCUCACUUUGUUCUACCCACCACCUUGCUGUUCUCUCACUGCAGAUUUCUCUCACUUCUCACUUCAGAGUGCAACUGCCUGCUCCAAACUGAGAGCAAGUUCCCUUUAUCUCAACUCAACUCCCAAUGUCCUUGAACCUAGACAUAACAACAGGUGUAUUUGCCCUAAGCCAAUUAACUGUUGCUGAAGGUGCUGAAGGUGUAUUUGCCCUACUCCCAAUUAACUGUUGCUGAAGGUAUGGUAUAUUGCUGGUGAAGCCAUCGCAGCUCCUGAGUCCAUCUGCCUCCAGUGCCCAGCGCGCUGAAGGAGAAACAAGCUGUAGACGGGCGCUGCAGACAGAGGGACUCAGGAGAGGCAGAGGUUUCACCAGUGAUGUACUGCUGAAUGAAACCACCAUCUGAAACCGCCAUCGCGGUCUGCCCUCAUACUGGCAGAGGGAGAAACCAGCUGCAUCGGCGAGACACCGAUACAGCUUCUUCCUCUCUCAGUUUCUUUAAACUGUUUGGCUGAGGAGCACGCCGCUGCCCUUGCCUCAGCCAAGCAGUUUUAUGGAGCCCCCAAACCACCACUGGCUCACACAAGCCAGCGGUGUGGUGGAGGCUCCGUUAAAGUGCCUCCCCCCAGCUAAGAGACCCCUGCUCCUGCUUAUAUGCAAGCAGGAGCAGGAGCAUGGCUGCUCAACUGAGGAGGUGUGGGCUCUGUCACCCUUUUCCACCGCUGCUAUCCACUCUCCAGUGGAGAAGGUUAAAGGAACCGCAGGUGAGCAGCAGACUGGUGAGAGCUGAUGCAGUUUUUCCCUGCUUCUCCCAGGCUAGAGCCAGUGCAGCUUGUUCAGUAUCAUGGUUUAUCACCAAACCAUGAUGUUUGGCUGAUGAUAAAUCACGAUGUUGAAAAUCUAACGUCGCUCAGCCCUAUUGGAUACUGCCCGAUACUUUUGUAUAGGUAGCUGCCCCAUAUUUUUGUAUAUGGUACACUGAUUUCUAUCCCUUGCAAAUAAAAUGUGCUUUGUACAAAAAUAUAAGGGUUUUGUUUUUCUCUUUUUUUCAGCUACACUUACAGUCCGAUAUUUUUCUAUAUCGCAGGACAGCGUUGCCUAUUAGGAUCAUUUGCUCACAUUCGUUGGUAGAAGUUUUCUUCUACAGCAGUUACUUGGGGGGAAUAAUUAUCAUAAAAGCAAAAUUGGCUAUCGAUUCCUGCCAGUUGCAUAUUGCCAUGGGCUCUGCCUGGAUGGAGUUUGUGUGGCUAUAAUUCCACAAGAUGUUCCACUUUAAAAUGGAGCGUUGUUGAACUGAAGCAGACAACUGCUAAAGAAAUGUAAUAUCCUGUGUUCAUGUUUCCAUUACAAGUGACUGGAGGACAGUGGUAAUGAUUUCAACACUUCGAGUUUAUACAGUGAUGGUUUAGAUAGAAUCUAGUGAUACAUUAUAGAUGAGGUAAGCUUAUGCUGGCUAGGCUAAGAACAGCAUGACUUGUUUCUUUGUAUGUGUAUAUCACUCAUAAAUCUAAAACUUAGUAAAUUGAGAAGUAAAUUUUAAGCCUUGAUGUCUGUCAAAGAAAACUGUUUUAACCCAUCAACAUGAAGUACCGUAUUUACUAACGUGCGCCUUUUUUGCCAAAUUAUGUUGCGAAAAUUAGCCAUUGGGAGGACCAGGCUCAAAUUUCUCGCCUCUCGAUCCCUCAGCAAACCUUGCUUCUCCCCCUUCUCUAUUCCCCCUCCACUCUCUCCCCUGGAGGACUGGUGAGAAUUGUUGUUGGAAAAGACCAAAGUGAACUGCCCUGAGACCUUUGGGAAUAAUAAUAAUAAUAAUAAUAAUAGGAUUUUGUCUCAUGGGUAGUGUAAGGAUAAGCAGUUCUGUGGACUGUGAUUUUGAGUCUGAGUUCCACCAAGUUCCACACUUGGACCCCUUCAGUCUGUUUCUGAUGCCUCAAUUUCUGAUGCCAAGAUGCUUCUGCUUUAAAGCUGUUUAGGGCACAGAAAUUCUACUGUAUAGGAAAUAGCUGCAAGAACUCAUAUGCAUACCUGUCUGUGAUUGAGGUGUAUUUGCGUGGAUACAUUUGAUAAGUAUUGAAGUUUGAUCUUGGUUGACUGUUUCCACUAGAGAGUUAAUGCAAGAGAAUAAAUUAUGUAAAGCUCAUCUGAAAACUAGUGAAUGAAACUUUACAAAAGAUAACUUUAAGAAUAUCAGAUUUUAGAUUAGGUUACUGAUAAGACUUGCAAUUUUAAUAUACCUAAACUGAAAUAAUUAAUGGUUAAUAUUGAGCAUACUUCCCUUCUUCUGCACUAUCUCACUCCCUCUUCAGCUCCUUGUAUCCCAUCAGUUGCUCUGGAGGGUUGACAGACCUCCAUAGCAGAUUUAGAAAGGGGAGGGGCUGACAGUGUUUGAAAUUAGCCAGGUGCCAGGUGUGUUUUACUACUGGCAUGAGUCCAGUUGUGACAUUGGAGAUUUAUGGGUACCCGGUUGGCAAUCACAGUUCAAAAACCUCUGCCUUACUCGAUAGUUAAUACUGUUUCCACCGUGUGUGUUUCUCCCUGCAUACAGGGACAAGUGAAUUAUUGUAAGAGCAAUAUAUCUCUGUAUUUCUAUAGUCAAGCAAUGUAGUUGAGAUCAUAGAACAUAGGGACCCCAAGAGUUAUUUAGUCCUGGCAAAUAGACAUUCUGAUGUGGUGACCACAACCUAGAUUCAAGGUGCCAUUAUGCGCCUAGCUUGUAUACCUGAGUUUCUAACACAGGGGACUGAAGAGGGGAAGCCCCUUGCACUUGCUCUCAUGAUCUUGAUUGUGGUAGUACUUUAUGCAAAAAUACUAGGAGAUGAGCACAGCAAAUUAAACUUAAAAUAGAAACUUAAAAUUUCUAUUUAAGUUUUUCUGAAACAUUUCUGAAAUAUAAUGUUUAUCUGGUAUAGGUAAUUAAAGCAAAUUAAUGUUUAAGUCAAGAAGUAAUAUGUAUUGCAUAUGGAAAGCGACUUUUAAAUCAAGGAUACCUUUGUGUUAUAUGCCUUUGAGCUGUUCUGAAUGGAUUUGCACAGUGAAAUUUCCUUGCAGUAGCUAUUUCCAUUUAUUAUUGAGUGUGAAGAAAUGAGAGCUGUCCAGAAGAAAAACAUUUCAAUGCUUUAGAGAGAUAAGGAUUGUUUCUGGUAGUUAUGUGCAGUUUUCAUGUGAAAUGGCUAAAUAAAUAAAUAUGCCCGAGCAACAGUUUAGAGGUUGAAUAGUCAAGGACAAAUUCCAUUACCUUUCAUUAAGAAGAAAAAUGUGAAGCUGCCAGAAACCUGGUUUAGUUCAACCCUUAAACCAUAGCAACAGCUGCUUCUCCUAUUCUAACUCCCCGCCCUUCCCCAAAGUAGAAACAUUUAAUAUAGUUUCUUUAAAAACACUGAAGAUGUAGUUGUGCUCAAAUUUAUGUUUCCAUAGUUGUCUGAACUAUGGAACUGGGUCGUGGUUUCAAGCCCCAUGUUGGGCAAAAGAUCCUUGCCUGGCAGGGGGCUGGACCAGAAGACCCUUGCAGUCUACAAGCUCUACAAGCCUAUGAUUCUAUGUCUUUGAGAGUGUGAGCUUUCAGAGUGGAAGCUUGCUGCUCAUACACUAAGGUUCUGAAUCUGGCAGCUCCCAGUACUUUAUAAGUAGAAAUAUAAAAAUAUAGUAAGCAAAUUAAAUUUAUAACUUGACCUGUUGAUUCAAGUGGGUCAUAUAAACAGGCUACAUGUAUGCGAGAAGUGUAUUCCAAUUCUGAACCACAUAAUUCAAAAAUCACUAUAUGAGGUGUGGAAUAGAUAUAAGAAUUUAUUAGAAUGCCAAACACCAUGGUGGCUGUCCCCGUUAGAGGCUACAACUGUAAAAAAGUUAAAUAUGGGGGGGGGACUGGGCCACUUAUGGUGAUUUGCUGAUUGAAAGAGAUAAUCAGUGGAAAUUAAGACCAUAUGAGGAAAUAAAAAAAUUGGUAAAUGAUUGGUUGCAUUAUCAUCAAAUAAAUGAAAUGUUUAGAGAGGACAAAAAGAAAAAUGGAUUUGAAUAUACAAUAUCCAGGUUUGAAUUAGAUUUAUUGAGUAAUAAAGUAAAAGUAUUGUCAAAGAUAAUAAUAAUAAUAAUAAUAAUAAUAAAUUUUAUUUAUAUCCCGCCCUCCCCAGCCAAAGCCAGGCUCAGGGCGGCUAACAACAAAUAAAUAAUCAAACAAUUAAAUAGUCCAACAUUCUAAAACAUUUCAUUAUAAAAAUUAAUUAAAAUCAAAUUAAUGGCAACCGUUGAGCAAAGUUCUGUGUAGGUUGCCGGAGGUGGGAGUCAGGCUGGGCCCUGACCAAAGGCCUGGUGGAACAACUCUGUCUUGCAGGCCUUGCGGAAAGAUGUCAGGUCCCGCAGGGCCCUAGUCUCUUGUGACAGAGCGUUCCACCAGAUUGGAGCCGCAGCCGAGAAAGCCCUGGCUCUAGUUGAGGCCAGCCUAACCUCUCUGAGGCCUGGGACCUUCAGGAUGUUUUUAUUUGCAGACCGUAGGUUCCUCUGUGGGGCAUACCAGGAGAGGCGGUCCCGUAGGUACGAGGGUCCUAGGCCGUAUAGGGCUUUAAAGGUUAAAACCAGCACCUUAAACCUGAUCCUGUACUCCACCGGGAGCCAGUGCAGCUGGUAUAGUACCGGAUGAAUGUGAUCUCGCAGCGAAGACCCCAUAAGGAGUCUCGCCGCGGCAUUCUGCACCCGCUGGAGUUUCUGGGUCAGUCUCAAGGGCAGCCCCACGUAGAGCGAGUUACAAUAAUCCAGUCUGGAGGUGACCGUCGCGUGGAUCACAGUGGCUAGGUCAGGGCGAGAGAGAUAAGGGGCCAACUGCUUAGCUUGGCGGAGAUGAAAAAAUGCCGCCUUUGUUAUAGCUGUAAUCUGCGCCUCCAUAGAGAGGAGGUAUCGAAGAUUACACCCAAACUCUUAACGGACGGUGCUGGCACUAAUUGCACCCCCGCAAGAGAUGGGAGUUGCCCCCAAUCCCAUAUCGUCCCGUCCCAGCCAGAGGACCUCUGUCUUCGAAGGAUUUAACUUCAACCGGCUUCCGCGUAACCAUCCAGCCACAGCUUCCAAACAUCUGGUCAGUGUGUCUGGGGCCGAGUCAGGAUGGCCAUCCAUCAACAGAUAGAGUUGGGUGUCAUCGGCAUACUGAUGGCAACCCAGCCCAAAACUCCGGACAAGCUGGGCGGGCGCAUAAAGAUGUUAAAAGCAUCGGGAGAGUAUUGCACCCUGAGGCACUCCACACACCAAGGAGUGGCGGGAUGACAAUUCCCCCCCAAGCGCCACCCUCUGUCCCCGACCGGAGAGAAACGAGCGCAGCCAUUGAAGGACUGUGCCCUGGAUCCCCACGUCGGCAAGGCGGUGGUCCAGGAGUUCGUGAUCAACCAUGUCGAAGGCUGCUGACAGAUCUAGAAGAAUCAGCAGCCCCGACCCGCCUCGAUCCAGCUGCCUACGGAGAUCAUCUGUUAGGGCGACCAGAGCCGUCUCGGUCCCAUGACCAGCGCGGAAGCCAGACUGGAAUGGAUCUAGAUGCAUAAGCUACCAUAUUUUUCGCCCUAUAAGGCGCACUGGCCCAUAGGACGCACCUCGUUUUUUGGGGGGGGAAUGAAUUAAAAAAAUUUAUCCCCCCCCCCCUGCCGCAGGGCUGGGGCAGGGGAAGCCCGAGCUUCCCCCGACCCCAGCCCCCAGAACAGGCUGCCGCCCCAAGCCUUGCGCGCCCGGCGGGACAUUCUGCUGGGCGCGCAAGGCUUGCGGACACCUGCCCGAAGCACGGGGCGUCCUCCGGAGGGCGCUUCGGGCUGCUGGCUGCCGCCCCAAGCCUCGGCUUGCGGAUAGCUUCCUGAAGCGCGGAGAGCGAGAGGGGUCGGUGCGCACCGACGCCUCUCGCUCUCCACGCUUCAGCGAAAGCCUGCAUUCGCCCCAUAGGACGCACACACAUUUCCCCUUCAUUUUUGGAGGGGAAAAAGUGCGUCGUAUAGGGCGAAAAAUACGGUACUUCUGGAUUGGCAUGUAAAAGAUGAAGAGGUUAAAUCUGUUAUGAUUCAUUGGGCAAAAGAUAUUGGUUAUAAUAUACAGUUAGAAGAUUGGGUAAGAUUAUGGAAAGAGGGAAUAAAUUUUACGGCCUGAGUUCGCUUAAAGAAAAUGUAAUGAAAAUGAUGUACAGAUGGUAUAUAAUGCCAGUAAAAUUAGCAAAAAUGUAUAGAACAAAUAAUGUUGUAAAUGUAAAGAAAAAGAAGGUACCUUUUAUCAUAUGUGGUGGGUUUGUAAGAAAGUAAAGGCGUUUUGGGAAAUGAUAUAUAAUGAACUUUAAAAAAUGUUGAAAUAUACAUUUACAAAAAAAGGAAGCCUUUCUAUGAGGUAUCAUAGGAAGAGAAAUUUGUAAGCAGAGUAAAACAUUGUUUUUAUAUGCAACAACUGCAGCGAGAAUACUAUUAGCCCAAGGAUGGAAGCAAGAAGAAUUACCAACCAAAGAAGAGUGGCAGAUGAAAUUAUUAGACUAUGCCAAAUUGGCAAAAUUGACUGGGAAAAUUCAGAACCAGCAGGACCAGACUUUCCUGAAAGACUGGAAUAAAUUUAUGUUGUAUUUGAAAGACAGCUGUCAACAAUUGACAUCGUUAGUAGGGUUACAAGAAGUUUUGUAAGGAUAAAUUAUCAUUUAUUAUUAAGAUUGGUUUAAUUUUUAAAAUAAAAGUAGAUUUAAUAAUAAUAAAAUACAAUUAAAUGCAGGAUUAGAAAAUAAGCUUGAAAACCAUUCCCGUGGGGGGGGGGGGGGAGUCUCAGGCUUAUGUAGCCCAAUGAAUGAAUGAAUUUAUUAAUACGGUCACAGACCAGCGUCAACACACACAAUAUCACAGAUCAUUAAAAAAUAAAAUAAAAUAAAAUCAGAAAUACAGAGGACAAUAUGAGUAUAACAAGGAUUUAAAUAUAAAAAAUUAAAAUUAAUUAUUAGCGUGCCCCCUGUAAUUAACAUUUGGGGGUUUGGUCAUUAUGGGAUACCACUUGCUUCCUGCGAUUAAUUGCAGACGCACAGAAUUUGGCUACAUUUGAUGUAGUCUUGGGAUUCUUGUCCUCUAGCAGUAGUUUUAAACUAUGGUGUUCCGAUUCUUUCCUGGACUUUUGCAAAACAGGUGUAAUAAAAGUCAAACGUAUAUCCUCAUAAAGACGACAACGUAAUAGUACAUGUGAAGCAGUUUCAACUUCCAACGAGCCACAGGGGCAAACCCGUGCUGUGUAUGGUUUACCCUCAAAUCUGCCCUGAUGGCGGCUAGGGAGCGGCAGCCUCACGCUGCUCUCUGAGGUUGCAGACAGUUACAGCUUAAUAUUGCCAAAUGUUUAUGGUGUUACAUAAUAAUGUUGUUGUGUUUGAAAAAAUGUAAAAACCAAUAAAAAAUAUUAUAUAAAAAGAAGUGUAUUCCAAAAUCCAAGAAGUCUAUUAUAGUAUUGAGAUGAGGGUAGGGAUGAAGGGGGGUUGGAGAAGAAUUUCACUUGUGAUCAUGUUUAGCUCUUGGCUUUUGAAGGCAUAUGAGUAAACUUGUUUACAAGUAGCUUUCACUUCAAAGACAGGCACUUUUGUUGUUAUGAGUAAUUGUAAUGCUUAUUACAUAACUCCUGUAAGGAAAACAUUUGAACAAGUAGAAAAAGAUGGGGGGUUUACUUUAAGUUGUGAGUUUGCUUUAGCUCUAUUAUAGAUGCAUCUUUUGCUGACUUAGUAUAUGAAAUUUUCUGCAGGUUGAAUUAUUAUUGGAUGAAGUCAUUAAUAAUAAGAAACUCUGAUUAACAUUAAUAUAUUUGGGGCUAGAGAUUCAAGUUAACCAUGUUUAAAUAGCAUAACUCAGUGAAUUCCAAGAGAACUCUAGUGUUUCAAAGCAUUUCUGAGGAGAACACAAAAUUACAACAUUCAGGAGUCCUGGGUCAUUGUGACUUGCAGAACUGGGCAGGGUGGUUUGAAUUUUAAACGGUUUUUCUUUGUCCUUUGUAUACAUUUUAUUUGUCAAGGGGUUGGCUCUAGUACUGAAAGUAUAUUAAAUGCUUUGAAAUGAAAUGUGGUGCAUACUCACUAGAAAUCCUUUGUACAGACAACAUAUUGCACUAAUUGUCAUAAUUGGCAGGAGAAGGGAGUACUCCUGCUCUACAUGUUUUCAUUAUCUGAAUGAGGCAUACCAAUGAUUUUUUACUGCUGUUACAGUAACCUUAUUAAGUAAGAAGGACAUGGGGAAUGAGUUGCUUUUGUGUGUGUGUGUGUGUGUGUGUGUGUGUGUGUAUAUAUAUAUAUACACACUAUAUAUAUAAACUUUUUAGGCUUCAUAGUCAAAAGUAACACCACAGAUCUAUUGUUGUCAGUGCACACUUCUAAGGAAGGGCUUCAGCUGUGGUAUCCUCCAGAAGGUCUGGCUUAUUGUUAGCUUGCAAACACAGUCAGUGACAAGAACCUGGGAGAGAAGGAUGGAAUGUUAGGAAACAAAUAUGUGUAUACUGUAAUAUAAAAAUUAAGUAACUUCUGCUUUAACAGGUUAGGGCAAAACAAUAUGGCAGCCUUGUUUACUUUCUUACAAAAUUCUCAUUUUUAACACCAUGUACUUCAACAUUAUUUCUGUAUGAGCCAUGUGUGCUGCUCCAGCAGUAGUAAAAACAAUCUGGGCUUCUGUUGCAUGUAUCUUGACUUUUUCCAGCUUCAGCAGGAGCGUGCCUGCCAUUAUAGGCAAAGCACUACCACCCAUGUGUACAAGGAAGGCAGUGGCAAAACUAUAAACUUCACUGAGUGCAAAUAUAUUAUCUUUGCACAGUAAAGGUUGAACUGAAGCUAAUAGUGGAUAACACUUUGGAUCUGUUGUAGCUUUAAUUUUAUCUGUCGUUGCAGGUUGGGCUGAGAUAUUAGUAUACAACAACUUGCAGUACACUUGGCUGAACUGAGAGAUAAUAGCUUGUAGUAGUAGUUGUUGUUGUUUAGUCGUGUCCGACUCUUCGUGACCCCAUGGAACAGAGCGCGCCAGGCACUCCUGUCUUCCACUGCCUCCCGCAGUUUGGUCAAACUCAUCUUAGCUUUGAGAACACUGUCCAACCAUCUCGUCUUCUGUUGUCCCCUUCUCCUUGUGCCCUCAAACUUUCCCAACAUCAGGGUCUUUCCCAGGGAGUCUUCUCUUCUCAUGAGGUGACCAAAGUAUUGGAGCCUCAGCUUCAGGAUCUGUCCUUCCAGUGAGCACUCAGGGCUAAUUUCCUUAAGAGUGGGUAUGUUUGAUCUUCUUGCAGUCCAUGGGACUCUCAAGAGUCUCCUCCAGCACCAUAAUUCAAAAGCAUCAAUUCUUUGGCGAUCAGUAGUCACUGUAAUACUGCUGGUCAGAUGUGAGGCUACCAAAAAUACCCCUUAUCUCUUGGGUUGCAGUAAAGAUCAGUCUACUUAAAUUGUCCCCUUAGGCUUCCUCCCAGAUCAAAACAAGCACUCAGUUAGUUGUAUUCAGAAGCCGCAAGUGCCAUUAACUUGCAUGCAGAAUGGUUGCAAUUUUUAGUCUUCAAACAUUUGGCACAUGAAGUAAGACCCAAGUGUGUCUUUGUUGGUAACUUAUGUUUUCCCCCAACCCUCUCAGCCACGGAUUCAGCACACACCAGGAAUAUACUGCAACACUUUGACCCACCUGUAGUAUCAUAAGUCUUUGAAUAUUAUAAAUAAAAAAAUUGAAUGAAACCUAUUGUAGGUGGCUUAUCUGUGAAUUGAUAAAUUAUGUCCCAUGUAGUUAGGGCAAGUCACAUGCCAAUGGAAUUUGUGGUUCAUCAAUAGGAAAUUUGGGGCAGAGGCAUGUUCUUUUAAUAGCGUCUUCAGACUGGAUGUUAAGAUGAACAAUUAAAGUGAAGUGUUUAUUCCAUAUUGUAAAAUACAGUAAAUUGUUUCCAGGUUUCUCUUAUGUUAUAGUUGACAGCAUUUUGAACUUAGCAUGUUGAAGUAAUUUCCCCCUUUUUUCUUGUAGGUGCAAAGUAACCUUCAUAAAAGACUGAACCAUGGAACCAGAUAUCAUCCGAAUGUAUUCUUCAUCACCACCACCACUAGAUAAUGGAGCAGAGGAGGAGGAUGAAGAUGAGUUUGGUGAUUUUGGUGGGUUUUCCGAUGCUGGAAGUACUGGAGCCUUUGACUUUGCAUCAGAUUACUCCAGUUCAAAGGAAGAACAUAAACCUUCAUGUAACUCUGAUUACUCAGGCAGUGUAGAUGGCAUUAUAGCUUUUACUACUGUUAAAGAGUUUCCUCUUGAUAGUAACAAAGAAAAAUGUGAGUGUAGAAGUUUGGGUACUUCACUUGAUGAUAUUUAUACAGAAGAAGUUAAGAGAACUGGAAAAUUAGAGUCGUCAUACUCUGAAAUUAUUAGAACUGAUAUGAAGGUUCCAAGUCAGGACCACCAAGUAGACAGCUGUAAUGGUGAGAAACAGCCAUGUCCAGAAGUUCUAACAAAUGGGUUUGCAGCACUGGACACGGCAAAUUCUCAGGAAGCUGAAGAUACAGAUGGUAUCAGUGACUCAAAGGGAUUAAAAAUAAUUAGCACUAAUAGCUCUGAAUUAAGUUUGGAGUCUAUACCCACCACAGCAGAGGAUUUUGCAGACUUUGCCACGUUCUCAAAUAAACAAACAAGCCUGGCUGAUGAAACAGGAAAUAAAAUAUGCACAAAUUCUAGUGAAAAGGAAGUGUUUUGUGUACAGGAAAGCAAUAUUAUAAAUGGUGAGGGGGAAUCUAUGAAGAAAGCAACUUCAGCUCGAAGCUGUGAAUAUGGACAGAUUUGCAUUUCAAAAAUUAAUUUAGCGAACAAUGAAGACUUCAAGGCUAAAGAGGACUGCACAUCACUAGAACACAAUGCCUUUAUUUCUUCCAUACACACAACUGUGAAUUCAGUAGGCACAACUGAAAGUAUUGGAGGAAGAGAGGAGUGUGACACUGGAAAUAGUAAAGAACAUACCUUUUUAAGGACCAAUGAUAAUGCAGAUACAUUAAGCCUUAAUGUAGUUGGAGUUCAAAGUCUUGGCUCUCAUCCUACAGAAGAGAACAUAUAUGAUUCUGAAAUAGUUAAGAAUGGUGAAAGUGACAUUGGGCAUGCAUCAUGCAGUGGUUUAAAUGAAGAUGAUUUUGGUGACUUUGGCACAGUCAGCAAUGGAUCCCUUGCUUUUACUCAAGUUUCAGCCAGCCAAGAACACUUUCAAAACCCUUCUGAAGACAUCAGUAAAAGAAGUAAUGCAUGUGGUGACUUCACAGAUAGAAGUGAUGUUCAUCAGCGAUCAUCAAAGGGAACUCCUCAAUCAAAAGAGAUUUCAAACAAGGAUGAAUGUUGCACAGAUGAUGCUGGUUCUAGCAUGACAGUUCAGCCUCUUGCAGAAUUGGAAAAUGGAAAUGACAGUGAGUUUGGAGACUUUGGCUUAGGGGUGAAAAGGUUUCCAGACUCUGAUGAGUUUUCAGCCUUCAGUUCUGCUGGUUGUAACCAAGCUACAGAGUGGAAUGCUUUUGAGGCUGAGCAAAAAGAGAGCUGCUUGUGGGCUGCUUUUGAAGAUGAGCAGGUGGUGGAACCUCAUCCCAUAAAAGAUGUGUGGCCAUCAGAUAGGACAGGCACAACUUUUGAUGAUGAAGAUUCAGUGACUCAUACACCUAACAGUGUUUCUGUAGCAUCUUUGCAUGGAACCAGUAGUGGGAAGUUGCAGGACUUGCCGGCUUCAGCUCGGGUAACUACCACACUUUGCUACUGAUGCUUAUGAUUUGCUUUUACAAUUUGCUUUAUUAUGUAAAAUGCACACACUUCAUUUUACCUCUUACUUUUGCAUUCCAAUACGAUGCAUGUUUACGUGGGCGUCAGUCCUUCCAGCAAAAUUCCCUUUAAGCUUGAGGCUCUUUGAAAGUGCCUCAGCAUGCACAUGCAUUGAGCAGGGGGAUGUUGCCUAUUUUCCUUUCCAGCUGCAAUUCCUCACAGGGCAACAAAUGCCUCUUAAGCAGAAAAGCUAUUUUCUGCAUUAACUCUGGUGAACCCCACAACCUCAGAAGCAGCUCUAGGGGUGGAGCAUAAAGUCCAGCAGAAGGAGAGGGGCUGGUGUGGGAAACCUAGCGGGUCCACUUUGAAUCAUAACUACUAUGUUGAGUUGGUUUACUCCCAGAUUGGACCACUACUGUAAUUUUCCAAGAGCACUUAUUUUAGGUAUUCUUGGGAACACAUGUAGCACAGGUGAUAAAUCUUUGUGGUCCUGUUGUAUGCAUUAAAUAAUUAGAAUUUUGGGUGGCAAAGACAGUUUCAGCCCAGUUGGACUUUCUGUGCUGUUGGUGCAACACACACAUACAAAGCUUCUUGCAGUUCCAACUGCUCUGGAACCAGACAAUCCUCCUCAUUUGACGGAAGAACAUUUGUUAAUUUGUGAUUUACUUUUUUGUCAUAUACAGAUAAGAAUGCUCUUUCAUUUUAAAAACUAGCCAAGUUUUGAAAGCAUAGCUGAUAGAGGUUAUGCAGCUUAAAGUUUAAUCAAGCGUCUACAUGAGAGCCAUUCAAGGUAGAAGCAAGUUAUAGAACUGAAUCUGAAGAGAAAAUUGGAUUAAGUUUGUGUUGAGCUCAAGAGACAUUGUGAAUAGGAAAAGUGCUGGCUACAAGUGCAAAGUUUUCCACAAAAGUUUGGAUUUAGGGUCACUUUUCUCUCAAAAACCAGUAGUAGAAGAGGUUUUCUGCUAAUGGGAUGCACAUUUUGGAUCCAAGCCGUUUUAAUGGGAAUUUCAAUUUUCAUGUAUUCCAUUAGCAUAGUAAUAUAGGCACCUUUGUACAUAAUUUAUAUAGCUGAAAGUCGUGUUUCAGAAAUGAAAGACUGUCACACACACACACACCCUCAUGGUAGCUGCAGAAAUCACUGAGGUCUCCUUGCUCACCAGUUGAGUAUUUCUGCUGCUAUAUGUAGCAUGAAGGUUUUGAUAUAUAAAGCCUUAAACAGCUCAAUACCUAAAGGAGUUCAUCUCCCCGUAUGAGCUAACCCAGAUCCUGCAAUCAUCAUCUGAAGCCCUUCUUGGUGUGUUCCCUCCCCAAGAGUUCCAGAGGGUGACAACAUGAAAAUGGGCCUUUUCUGUAAUGACUCCCUAUUUGCAGAAUGCUCUCCCCCAAGGAGGCUCACCAGCUUCUUCAUUGCAUACCCUUAGGCUCCAUGUGAAAACAUUACUUUUCACCCAGAGCUUUGGCUAAUUAAACAAUCUUUGGUGUUUAACUGUUGUGGGGGGCCAGGAGUUAUUGUUUUGUUUCUUAUUAUGCUAAGUUUUUUUAAUAAAAAUACUGUAAACUGCCCUGUGAUCCUUGGAUGUAGGGUGGUAUAUAAAUUUAAUUAAUAAUAAUAAGCAGAAGUUGCUGGCAAUGAGUAGAAAGUUUCAUCCAGCUGAAUAUGACUCUGAAUGUUGGCAGGGAGCCAACAGAUAUACAUGAUAUGAUUUCAACCAAAUCUGUGAAUUGGCAUUUGAGACCAGAUCAUAUUUCACUACAGCUGGCUGGCCACCUCUUCAUAUCAUUGGUUUUAAAUUCCUCCUUGCAAAGGCAUCAGAGCAAUUUUAAAUUAAAACCUCAGUUUUUGAUCAAUAGUGUUAAAAAUACAGUAGGCCUUCUGUUUGGUUAUCCUGACAAAUAGGUCAAUGGAUAGUGGAUGCAGGAAGUCUGAAAUGUUUACCAUUCAAUUAGAUUUAAAUUAAUCCAAAUGAUGAAUGUAAUUUAUUUUUACUUAUUAAAACAUCUAUAUGCUGCUUUCAGAAAUAUCUGAAGUUGUUUACAUAAGAAAAAUGACAAUUUGCUAAGCUGACUGGGGUGAUGGGGAUUAUAGUCCAACAACAUCUGGGGAUCCAAGUUUGAAGACUUCAGUGCAAGAGGUUACUUACUUUUAGGCAAAAGAUAGACAGCUUCUUUAUAUUUUUUAUAUUCACUUAUAUAAAUGGAGUUUUAUGCUGGAACCAUAAUUAUAAUGAUUGAGUAAUGCUAAUCUGAGAGAAAUGUUUAACUCUGUAUCAUAUUUAUCAGCUUCUUUGCUGGUAGCUGUUCCCCUGAUCAAAAGCAACCCAUGGCAGGAAAACAGUAUGUUUUUAGCAGCGUCAUUAUGACUAACCAGGAAGUAGAAACACAGAAAAAUUCUGUGCUAUCACAAAAUUCUCAGAGCAUUUGAUGCUAAAAAGAGAAGGAACCCAUUCUAACCUUGUGAUAUAGUCUCCAGUUCAUUAAUUCUUUUGCAAAUGGGCCUUGACUGAUUUUUUCCCCUCCAGUUCUGCCGAAAGUAAUGCCAUUUCUAAUAUAAUCAGGUGUUAAUUGAGCUUUAAGAGAAGAUCCAUAACUUAAAAUAAGUUUUCAUACCUCAGCUAUGUUAGCAUAUAGAGUUUAUAUGUAGCUGCCAAAUUAAACUUUAGUUAAAUAAAUCUUUGCUUAGGCACAACUUUCAUUGAAAAGUAUUCAGACUGAGACUUGGUAUAAAAUAGUUCUCAGCAGUGUUAAAAACUCCCUUUGUUCUAGACGCAUUUUGUAACAGGGAAUUUCAUUAGCGGGUGCAGUUUCCGAGCACUGAGCGCAGUACUGUGCCUAAGAUUUCAGUUUAAAACUGCAGGGUGGAAGGAAGGGAGGAACCUUUUCUGCCUCCCAACUUCCAGCUCCUUUCUGAAGACCCUCUUAAGAAUACUAGGGGGUGAUCAGGGGAAGGACUAGACCAUGCGAAAAAUGAACAUAAUAUUUUAGUUGCAGUUCAUUCAUUUUCAGCUUUGUAUUCUUGUUAUAAAAAAGCGUGCCUAGACAUUCCAUUGUUCCACCCAUAACCUAGGUUUAAGGUGCCAUUUAGCUCCUAGUUUUCAUAUCUUAGUUUCUUACGCUGGUUCUCAGACCUCUCAACUCAAGAGCUAGAAUAAAAUAUAUGAGGAGGAGUAGGAAAUUGUAAAAAGGAUGCAACCUAAGACAUAGCAGUCUAAACUUCAAAGAGAGAGGGAGGUCAGCAUAGAGAGAAAGACACAGGGAUAGUGUGAGAAGCUGGUGGUCCCUUACUCUAUCUGUCUUAAUCCAUGCAAACUGCUCUCAAAAACCUGAGUUGCAUCUAAACUUCCAACAAGUUAAAGUGUUUUGUGUUUAUCUGUUGCUUACCGUAUUUUUCGCUCCAUAAGACGCACUUUUUUCCUCUUAAAAACUAUGGGGAAAUGUCUGUGCGUCUUAUGGAGCGAAUGUGUGGGGGCUGGGGGGGGACACCCGGGCUUCCCCCGCAAGCUCCGAGAGCAGAGGCAAGGCUGCACGCAACCUUGCCGCCGCUCCCCGACCUGUUCUGGGGUCGGGGGAAGCUUGGGCUUCCCCUGCCCCCAGCCCCACAAGCUCCAGGAGCACCCCCGGACCUGUUCUGGGGGCUAAAAAUCAAGCCAGCUGCCUUGGCUUCUUUGCUCUUUGGGGCUGGGGGGGGGGACGGGCUUCCCCUGACAGCCCCAGAAGCUCUUAAUAAGACUUUUUUCCCCCUUGAUUUCCCCCCCUAAAAACUAGGUGCGCCUUAUGAUCCGGUGCGCCUUAGGAGCAAAAAAUACGGUAACUGAGUUCUGUGGGUAUAGUUCUAUGCCAUUUAGUACUAAUCAAUAAAAUAAGUCCCAUUUAUCACUGUCAAUUUAUUUUUAUACCACAUUUUCCAGAAGUAAAUCUGUCCUAAAAACCGUUCACACAAAAAUUAAAGUCUUAAUGCAGUAAUACAAUAAUAACAAUACAUAAUAAGAUAUACAGUAUCACUGCAACAGAACACUACAUAAUUAAUUACCAACAGUUUACAGUUCAUUUAACACACACAAAAAUUAAGAAAGUCCUGUAUACAGCUUGCCAGUAAGUCAAGUCAAAGUACCCAUUAAGCCAGAGGUUCCCAACCUUUUUGGUACAGUGGCCCACAUGUCCAAAUUUACUCAGUAUGAUGACCCAUUGCUUUCCUGAAUUUUGGGCUUCCAGAACUCCUCAUAUCGUAGUCAGUUUUAAAAUUGCUCCCCAUCCUCCUCCUUCCUGUGCCCCAUCCCCCUUGAAUUUGCUAUUAACUUUUUAUUUGAGGGGUUUAAUUUUAAAAAGUUAAUAAAAAUUUAAAAUACAUAAAAAAUUUAAGUGUUUAUUUUACAGGUGUUGUUUUAUACUUGGAGUUUUUAAGAAUUAAAACCAAGGUGGUGGGGCAUAAGACAAAAUUAAGAGAGAGCAGUAAUUGCUGCUGCUUCCCCCUUGCUGCAAAAAUCCAAACCCACCUCAUGCUUACUAUGGGAGGUCAACUAUGUCCUGCUGUUCCUCAUUGUAGAGCUCAAACAAUAUAAAUUUUCUAUACAGACACCCACACUUCUUUCUGCUACUUUCUAAUAACGGGAAGCAUUCCCUUGUACUAGGAAAAUAUAAAAGGUGGCCACAUUACUCUUGCAUGCAAAUAGAGCACACACAUGCACUCCCCAUAUGCAUACAGACAACAGACACACAUACCCCCCUCUUUCAUAUGUUUCUAUAUAUACAUCACAUACACAGAAGCACAUACAGUAUAUGCCUCCCUCUCUGCCCAUGUGCAUACAUACCCCCCCACACACCACACAAACCUCUCCUUCUCUGCCCAAGUGCAUCUCUUGUCCCCACCACACUCACAUACAUACACAUCCCUUUCUUUCACAUGCACACACGCACCACCAAUAUGUAUCUCACCAACAAUUGUGCAUACAUUCUGUUCUCAAUCACAAACACACAUUGCUUGAGGGGGAAAAAACCCAACCCUGUCAGAAAAGGGGCAAAGGGAGCUCCUGCCACCAGCUGCACCUGGCUGGCAGCAGCAACAUCCUGAGCAUGCGGGGAAAGCCUCACCACUCUUUUCCGCCCCAGCCUUCCUUUAAAAAAGUAAGUGGCUGGCAGGCAGCAGUGGCAUGAACAAAGAUGACAGUGCUCCUCAUUGGAGCAUUCUGACAGGGCAGAAGCACUGAAACCUGCAUCCGAUUUGCACUUGCAACCUACUUGCAGGCCAUGACCCUUCAGCAACCUAAAGCUGUUCUCUGCGUGUAGAUCCUGAAUGGUCAGGUUGAUCACUCCCCCACCAACAUACCAUAAGGGACAAAGAUGCCUUGGUAUGGGCUGGCCUUGCUUAACAGCAACGGGUUGUAGGCAUGCUUCCUCCCCUCUUUAACAGUUCUGGUCACCAAUUUUGGGACAGGGGUGACCCAAUUUUAUUUUUCUUCUUUCAAAGCAAUUGAUCAGCUGCUGUCAAAUCUGAGAAUCAACUUCAUGUGGCUAUCCCAUAUUGUAUUGGGACACUGAAGUUACUGAAGGGCUGCUGAGACGUGAUGUUUUCAAGCAGUGUGAAAUGCUGUUUAUAUACUACUUUAGACAGUUGUGUGCAAAUAGGAACUGUGAUCGUCACUGAGAGAACUGAUGAAAGUCAGUGCUGACAUGGUGACUGUAUGACAUCCAUGUUCUGAGCAAAAUGUAGUGCCUCACAGAGCAUGCCAGCUGCUUUCUCUCAGGCAUACAUAGUUGUUCUUUACCAAUAGUUACUGUAGUGUAAAGCAUUCAGAACAGUGAACUUGUGAUUGCUUUCUGUUAUGCUUAUUCAGUGCACAGUGUGAUCAUCUAUGAAAAUUUGGCCAUUGCACAGUGCAUGUUUGAAGUUUGCUGCUUUGACACAAAAGCUAGAUGGGAUUCUUAAAAGCAAAAUAAAAAUCUUAAUGUGGAAUCUUUAAAGGGUAACUUUGUGGCAUUGUAUUUCCAAUUAAGUGGUUAAAGUUAUCAGCCCUUCUAAAGAUAUUGAUAUGAUUUUUCUCUUUGAAACUCAAUGCAUUUUCAUCUUUAACCUCUCCCCACAGACAUAGCGUGAUUUCAUGAGCAAAGGAUGUUUGUAUGUCCCCAUAUCUGACUGAAGUGUUGAGGCCAACAACUCUCCUGAAAUCAAUUUAAGGCAGGAGUAAAAACAGGAAAGAGGCAAAGCACAAAGGCUGCUGAGAUUGUUGUUAUUAUUAUUAUUGUUGUUAUUAUUAUUAUUAUUAUUAUUAUUAUUAAUUAUUUCUAUUAUUAUUUCAAUACAGCUUUAUAUUUUAUAGAACAAAUCUAAAAGCAGUUUACAACACAUUAAAACAUCAAAUACAACAAUCUAGGAAAAAAACGAAUCCAAGCUUCAUAAACUAAUUUUAGUGCAAGUUGAUUAUGUGGAAAUUGAAAGUGUAGUUAACACUCACAGGCAUCCACAGAACUUGAAUGGCCAAAGUCAUUGAGCAAAAAUUUGUGUUUGGCAGGAUCCUGUGUGUCUCCUUGGCCUUCACUUUGCAGUUCAUAUCUGCGCCAGGAUAGGGGACGGUGCCCUUCUCAACUCCGAUUUGGGAGUUGGAAAAGGGAGCACGGAACUUCUACAAAGUAUGGGAACUCACUUGCACAACUCUCUAGCUUGAAAUGUAGAGGGAGAGAUUGCUUUGGUGCUGAGCUGCCACCCCAACAGGGGUGUCUUCACAGCACCAAAAGGGAAUCUUCAUUCUUCAUUCCAGAGAUGAGUUGCACCUCCAGACUGGAGAAAGAAACGGGGGUUUGUCUAGUUGCCCUCACCAGAGAGCAAUAGGGCACUUGUGAGUGGAAUUGAGGCCCACUGAUUAGUUAUUUCCCAAAGCUAUAUCCAUUUAUUUGCUUGCUUGCUUGCUUUGUUUGAUCUGUGCUUAGGAAAUAAUAUCUAAAGUUUGUAAUUUCAUAUUCCCCUGACUUUUAAAAGCAGUAAUUUGCAUAAUUUUCAACAAGUUGGUUUUGUCUGUUCUGAUGCAGACAAAGCUGCUAAGUCGUCUAGAACGAAUAUUUGAAGCCUGUUUUCCUCCUGUAACUGUCUCUGAAAUGGAAGAAGAGAUUGCUCCUUUAAAUCUCUUGUUGGAAAUGGGUAAUAAACCUGGGAGGACAGAGGAGACCCUGUCACAAAGGUAUGGACCAUUUUUAAAUGUGAUACAUACACAGAAGCAUGCAAGCUUUCAGUGAUGUUUUCUGAGGGUGUAUAGCAGUAAUCUUCUAAUGGCUGCAAACAUCAAUGGAUUUUUAGUUACUGCUUGCAUUUUGUUUUCUUUUAAAACGCAUAGUUAGUUUUUAGUGACUGCUUUUGCUGCCAUAGAAUAAUCUACUUGGUGGGUUUUUGUUGUACUUUAAGUGAUGUGCAAAUGAGGUAGUUAAAUAGGAUGUGGCUUAUUACUUACAGUUAUAUUAUUUAUUAAUAUGUUGAAUUCCAAGUAGACGACAUUCUGUUUGCUACAGACAUCGUUUUCUAAUUAUAAGUUAGAAAAAUAAUUGUUCUGAGAACCUUAUACCACUGUUAUCUCCCUAGAGGUUUGGUGUUUGGGCUUGUGUUUAAUGGGAAUGUUGUUAUAUGCCAGUCAUUUAAAGAUGCGGAAUGAAGUGGUUAAAGCUGCUGAGUUCUAGCAUUUUCCCCUCUUCACUGUUUCACUUGAUGUAUAACUGACUAUGUAGGGAACUGCUAGAUGUGUGGACAGAGCUUCAGGAUAUCCACGAUGCAUAUGGACUGAAAUAUCAGUGGGGUGGCUCCCUCAGCAACAAAAAACUCCUCUGCUCUCUGGGAAUCGACACAAGAAACAUCGUGAGUUAUCCGCAAAGCCAACUAACCAGCAAUUUCUUCCAUUCUGUUGGUACACAAAAUAAGUGUGCGAUAUUAUACCUAAGAAUGUUGUUGUUUAUAUUAAAAUGUAUUUAUUCUAUCAGUUGCCCAAAAUCUGUUACUCUUGUGUGACAUACAAAAAUGACAAACAAUUUAAAAUUGUCCAUGUAAUUUUAUAUAGUUGCAAUGAUGCUAAAACAAUCAUUUCUAAAUUUUCUAAAUAAGUCUAAAAAUCAUGACAAGCAGCAAUUAAUACUAAAUGCUGCAUCAAAUAGUCAGGGACUCUUCAGAGGGGGGUGAGUGGGAUUCUGGGGGCAGAUGAGGAAGUGAUAGUCUCAUGUUGUUAGUAGAACACAGCUCACAUGACAUUGACUGCAACCCAAAGAUACUGCAUGAAAAUAACUAACCAUUGACCCAAAAAUGAGUUUUGAGGCUAACUGAACUUCACAAAUAAAAUGUUUCAGUCUAAUCAGAUGGAAAUUUCUUUUGUCUUAGCUCUUUACAGGUAACAAGAAGCAACCUGUUAUAGUGCCCAUGUAUGCAGCAGGAUUGGUAAGUUUUUAAACUGUUUUAGGCAGUUUCCUUAGAAAGCCUAGAAUUAUCUAAACUUUCUUGUCAGAAGUAAUUGUAGAUUUGGUAUAAUACCUACAGCAUGUUUUAUAGUCCAUAAAAAGAAUGAUAAGUAUUUCGGUUGUUACUUAACAUCUUAGCAAACUAGAUAGAUCUUAAUUUUGUUAAACUAUAUUUAGAGGCACUAAUAGCACACACUUUGACUGUGGCUGGGCAGAAAUGGGUAACAAAUUCCUUUAUGUUCCCUCCCUUAUAGUCGCUUUCAACCGUUUGUCCUUUUUUAUCUUUUUAAGUUAUGUAUGGUAUAAUCGUCUUUUAAUUAUUAGUUUUUAUCCCUUAAGUGUUUUAAGUCUUAUGUGUUCAGUUUAUCUGUUUGUUUUAUCUUACGCUGGUCUGUGACCAAAAUAAAGUUUGUACUGAUGCUAACAAAUUUAUAAAAUCAUUGUACGGCACCCAGUGUUUUCUCUUGGUUUGAAGAUCAAAUAGUUCUGAACUACAAUAAAAUCAAAAUAGUUCUGUAAUACAGUAAAUUUGGUUGGAAAAUCAAAAAGUUCCAUACUCCAGUAUUUUGUCCCUAAAACAAAUUAAGAGUGGCUUUUUGUCAUUUAUUUAACAUGAAUUAUAAAAGUAAACUUUAAAUAUUAAUGCUAAGUAGUCAAUUAGGGGAAUAUACAAAAGUGAAUCCAGCAUUUCUUUGGGGCUUGACUAAUUUUUGUUUUUCCUAAAGGGUGGUAUUUGAGCAGAUUCUGUGAUGUCUUAAUUUCUAGGGUAUGUUAGAGCCUACAAAGGAACCCCUGAAACCAAUAUCUGCUGCAGAGAAAAUAGCUUCCAUAGGACAGACUCCACUUGCAUCACCAGAGAUGAAUAUAUGUACAACUGAUCAGUUCCAGGUAAAAAAAAAUAUUUUUUUGUGGCAUUGAUUCCACCAUUAAAGGGCUGUGGGCAUAUGCCUGUUCAGAGCUCAUUAGUUUGGGGUGGGCGGACUGUUGACAAUCUUGACAAUUUGUAUAGUGCACCAACGUCCCCACUCCACCUUGCCUUGAGGUCUUGCCCUCAUGCCGGAAGAGUCUCAUAGCUAGAUCUCUGGCUGACUGCCAAUAGAGAGGAGGCUCACACCUGCAAAAGUCUGUAGUGAGUUCUUCUGCCUCAACACUUUCUAAUAAUCUAUAGCGAAUGAGCUGUCCUGACCAUACAAUAUACCUAAAUAACAGUUUCCAGUAGAUUAAAAUGGUUAUUUUCCUAUACGUCUUCUUACGAAUUUGCCCUUUUCAGUUUUAAAGCUGUUGUGAUACUUAUAGAAAGCACAUGCAAAGAUUUUAAUCCUUUCCCUAUUGUUUUUAACCCUCUUGUGCAUUUGAAAGAAGUGCCAGAGUUUAAGAAAAUAACACUUUCUAUCCUUGGAUGUUUUUCCCUCUCCUGCAGUUAGAUAUAGCUUAUCUUUCCUAGUCCUGUUAAAUUCCAGAUGAUUGGAAAAAGAACAAGUGAUUGGAGGAAGUGAUCUAUAACUGAGAUUUUGAACAUAACCAAAAAGUAUAAUUGAUGCCACUUAUUUUGUCGGUUUACAUCUCUUGUGUUUAAAACCAAAAAAGGGUAUCCGAGCAGUAGGACGAUCAGACUUGCUUCUUUCUAUAGGAGUAUGCAAACUACUGAAUUUUGCAGAACAUUCCUCUAGAGCAGGCCUGCACAGCGUACAUGGGCCACAUGCAACCCUCCAAAGGAUUUUGUGCAGCUUGUGAAAAAUGCUUUGUCCAUGCCCGCCUGGCCCUAAUGGGUUGCUGAGCACUCAUCUUGCCCAGCCUCCCUGUUGCCCACCUUACCCCUCUCUCGUCGCAGGCAGCUUGCUCUCUCCCCUUGAGGCGGAGGCGGCUGUGCCUCACGCACCUCGCACUUUCCCAUCAAAACCAACCUUCAAGUCUCAAACAGGACCUAGAAAAGCCCCCUUGCUGCACAACACUAGCCCUCCUCGUGAAUCCUUCCUGAGCCCCAACGAGGAAGGAAGGAAGGGGGGAAAGUUGGAGGGAAGGCUGCUGAGAGGAAAGCCCUAAAUGCAGCCAUGUGCUAACCAACAGGAAAACUCCCUGCCCAACUGAGGCCAUCCCCUGGGAAACGGCAGCAGUGCUCCCCAAAGGGAGCUUCCUUCUGCCUCCAGAUGAGCCCUCCACAGACCUUCCAUAAGCACCCUGACAGAUCAGCAGGGCGGGGGAGAAACAUGGCACCCAAAGGACCCACCACUGGAAGCUGUGAAUGCCAUGGUGGCCAUGCCAAAGAGGAGGCCGCUGAGGGGCACCGAGACAUUGAGCCACAAAGAAGGAAAACCUGCGGGCCACUAAACCAACCAGCUGGCAGAUUCCCACCUCCCCUCCACAGUUGAGGUUGCCCCCCCCCUCCAAGAAACAACAAGAAGUCCAAGUAGAUGAAAAGGGAGGGGGAGAGUUAGAGAGAGAUGGAGAGGAGGCAGAGAAAGCAAGAAAAGUACCAACAACGAAGAGAAAAAAUACUUUUAUUUUGGCCCAUACCUACUGCCAAGUUGUGCAGGUCUGCUCUAGAGGUAGGUCUGAUAAAAUAUUGCUAUUUUUCAUUCCAUUCCCAUUUGGAACAAACAUGACAACAAUAAUUUUUGCCAUGAAACAUUAACAUAAUUUUUUUUUAAAGUCUGAUAACUAGAAUUAGAUCUACAUAACAAACUGCUUGACUCACCCUACCUGAUCCAAAGCAUUGUGUUGAAAUUAUGCAUGAUGUAUGUGUUUUCUUGCCAGUUUUGGGUAUGUUCAGAAUAUCUAGCGCUGGCACAUAAAUUCUCCUAGUUGUCACCAAAUGUUUCAGGAGAUGUGUAAAUCGCUGAACAGAUUAGAUGAAUGGGGUGAAUAGACUGUGUGCCUCUCAGCAGAGGACAUCCAUAAUAGCAGGUUGGGAAAUCUCUUCGUGAUUUCUCUGUGUGUAUUUCAGUGGCUAGCCCUUUGGUAAGUUAGAGCUCUAGUGUUUUAUAAUAGUAAACUUCAGAACAAGUUCACAUGCAAGUCUUAGAACCUCUCCUAUCAUAAUUGAAAAUUUGUGUAGAAUGGUCGGUAAAUCUCCUCAGCUGCACUUUUGUCCAUUGCACUUGCAUUAUUUAGGUUGUUCUCUAUGCUGUAAUCAUUAUGAGCAGCAACAACAAAAGAUGUAAUGAAACAAUCUGUUGGCACGCUUUGAUCCGACCUUGCUUUGAUGCCUGUUCAAAAAAAGGUGAUUCUGCAGUUCACUAUGAAUGUAUAAAAGUAGAGGUAGCAAAAAGUAGAGGGGCAGCAGAAAAUAAAGAGAGGCAAGCCUGUUUAUGGUAAUAACUAGAAGGCUUAUUCUUGUAGAUAAUAAUGAAAACUGCAGAUAAAAAUUAUGAAAAUUGUCACUUUAUUAGGAUUCAAAGAUGCCACUUCAGAAAUAAAUUCCAAUAAGAGCUUUUGCCUUUUUUAAAAAAAGAUUUAAGUAUAAACCAGCUUAUGGCUCUCCUUUUGCGUAGAGAAAUCGGAUAAGAAGUACCUUCAGACAGCCCCCCCCCCCCCAAUUCUUGCCACAGCUUCCACACUUCAGUCCCUAAACCAAUAGAUUUAGUAUACGUGUCUGUUGAUUAUAUAUGCCUGUUGGUUUAGGUUUGCCCAUUGAUGUGCAACCAAAUAAUACUUUUAGUUAUUAAUAACUUAACAAUUAUUUUAAGAUUAAAUAAUUAUUUAAAGAGCAUCCCACUGAGCCACUUUUAUCCGUCUGAAGUUGCAUAUAACUGUUCAGUUGCAUUGUAAGUGACUUUAAGGGUUUUCAAAGCUGCAAAACUGAUGAUGCUGUUACAGGCAGAGGGGUUUUCAGAUGGAACUCGCCAGAACUGAGUUCCAGCACCUCUUUGUAGCAUGCUGGUAGCUGUAUAGAGGCACGGCGCCCAGAGCUGCGUGUCGGAGGCUUCAGCUGCAUGGUGCUCGUGGUUUUGUGUUGGAGGCCAUGGGGCAGCGCAUCAGAGGUAACAUCGUAACGCAUCCACAGUGCUGCCCCCCCCAAAAAAGCGUUCUUCUCCCCCUAAAAAAAAACUCAUCAACUUAGGGUUGUCCAUCAAAAAAAUGGGGAGUUCCUGCACCUCUUUUUCUAGGAAAAAAAAAGCACCGGUUACAGGUGAGGCUGGUUCUGUUUCUGCUGCCCUGAUCUUAAGCAUUCCUGCCAGUCUUACCUGCCUCUAGUGCCAGAGUGAUAGCUCUGCAAUGCUAGCAUAAUAUAAUGGCCUGUUUCAUUGUAUUUUGGCAAUAUUUGCAACUCCCCAUAAAAAUUUCCAGACCAGGCAGUCUAGGAACAAUCUGUAAACCAUAGUUAUUCUUAGGUUGCAAGAAACACUGUUUUUAUGACUUCAGUUUAGUUUAGUUAUUACCUCUGGCUCAUUGUCCUUUGGCUUUUCAAUUGUUGCUUUUUUGCUUGCAUGCAAAAGAACUUCAUGCGACACAUUUUGUUAUGCUAUGACCUGACUGUAAAAUUUGAUUUCUGACUUUUCAACUCUAGGAAUCUCUACCACCUGUCCAGUUUGACUGGAGUAGCAGUGGCCUUACUAACCCUUUAGAUGGUACGUCUCUCCGUAGAGCCUCUAGCACAAGAGCUAGAGUUAAGAAACCUACAAAGUUCAGACAAACAUCUCUCUGCUGAUUUAUUUUAUAUAUAUAUCUGUGUUUUUGUGUCUGUGUGUGUUUGUAUGUAUGUAUACACACACACACACACACACACACAAACACAGAUAGAUAUACACACACAUACACACACUAUUUCUUAACUUUGGAAAUUCAGGCUUUCUUUCUGUUUAGUUAUGCACUAUUUAAAGUAGUGUUUAAGAGCAAGGUAAUACACCAUUUUGCUGAAUUGGUGUUGCAUACACACAACCACAUUACAUGUUCUACGAAUAGAAUAGUUAAAUAAUUUUUGUUUACUUUAUAGCUAUCACCUCAACAAACCCUUGCCUGUUUAGACUUUUGUAAAGUUUGAAAUGGCAUAGUCAAGUGUGUAAUUGUGCUUGCUUUCAAGCACAGUUUUUAACAUAACCUGUUUGCAAAAGGAACAGUUUUUAAAAAAUUUUGUUUUAAAAUGUGCAUAUAUUUUAUCAAAGCUUCAAAAUCUAAAAGCCUCUAAAUUUAAACUAGGGCUAGUAGAUAGUGACAUAGUUUCUUAACCAUUUGUUAAUAAUGCUGUUGAACUUGUCAUAAUUACUGGCCAUACCACUGACCUAAAAACACUGCUAUACAAUGUUUAAAGAUGUGACCACAUUUCGGUCCAUAUCAGAGUGCUGAAGGAAAGCCUGGAUGGACUCUCUUGCUGUUGUCUGGUGUCUUAUUACUGCAGUCAAUUCAUCUUGCUUUCUUUUAACAAUUUCUUUAAAAUAUGUAUAUCUGAUUUUUCUGUUUCAGUAUUAAAGGGGAACAAUGUAGUUUGCCACCAAGGAGCUGGAUGUAAUAAGAACCAUUGUUACCAAUAUUCAUAUUUUGUUUUUGCUAACCUACUGACAAUCUGCUACUUGAAGCUAUAGAUACAAUUUGUCAGUCUCUUUAAAUUAUGUAGAGAACAUAUAUGAUUUUGAAUUAGAUGAAUAGUUUGGAAUUUAAAAAAAUGUUUCCCUUUAAUUAAUCCCUUUAAUCUGGAUCUCUGGUUCUGUCCAUUUUUCUAAACAAUGUUGGCUACUUUUUAAGUUAUUAGUGUUGAAUUCCUUGCUGCAUUUGUACAUUAGAAUGUACACUGACUUGUUAACAUCUUUAGAACCUACAAACUAAUAUUGUAAGCACUAUUAUGUGAAUUCUUUUUUUUAUAAAACAAAACUAUGUAAUGAGUACUAAUUAUAACUGGCAUGUUCAAGUGUGUGUCUUACCCCCUUUUUACACAUAAAUCCCUCCCUUGGCUUACCUUCUAUAUGGCUGCCUACCAACACGGUCACUGAAUUUCAAGCUAGUGGAGGUUCCACUCUUCUGAACCUUGAUUUCUUUGGGCCCGUGGAUGACAGUAGCUCUAGCACCACCACCACCAUCCCAGGUCAGCAGAGUGCUACACUGCAAAUUUAAUCUCUUAACCUUCUUACUAAAAGCAUGAGCCGCAUUAUGUGACUUUCCUACAAACAAGAAGAAUGUCUAUGCUCCAGUUUUCUCUUAAGAUGCCCGCCUUCAGUAGUUCCCCCUUCUAUCAUUUGCCUCCAGUAGUUAGUUAAUACUGUUUGGUUGGUAUUCUAGAAUGUUAAGCAAAGAAUGGAUUUUAAGAAAUUUAAGAACUUGAAAUGCUUAAAACAAUUUUUUAUUGUGGGCUAAAAUCUUGAUGUAUCCCACUUGAAAAUGCAGUUGGAAUAAAAUCCUAGUAUUCCUGAGAAUGUUGCUCAGUUGAAAAAAAAUCUGAAGACUAUGAUUAAUGCACUUGCUUAUGGGUCUCAUUAAUCUUAGUACUUAACAUCUACUGAAGAUAACCAGUAGAUGGCUGCAAUUUCUUCUUGCAGUAAUGAAGUUUACAAACAAGAGCUUACACCUAGCUAUUUUAUAGAUAAGCUUUGCUGUUGUUUAAGGCAGUAUAAAUGUAUUGUAGUUCUGCAUGACACUUAAUGCCUUAAAUAUUUUAAUCAUUGAGUUGAAAAAAACUGCAAAUUUAGAAGAAAAAUCUGAUUAGUUAUAGCAUAUCUUUUUACAGAACAGUCUGCUUCAGUUUAAUUCUCUUGAAAGAUAAAGCUGUUUCUCACUUUACCUUGAAUUAUUAAUCUGUUGGGAAAUCAGAAUGCAAAGAGAUGUGGUUACUAAAGGAGUGGCAUCUAUUAAAUCCUGCGGCUGCAGGAUUAUUGAACAAAGGUUCCUCCUGUGUUCCUCCUGAUGUUGUGGUUCUUUCAAAUCCUAUCACUCCCAGCCUGCAUCGCCAAUGACCAGGGAUGAUGAGAAUCAUAGUUCAACAACAUCUGGAGGACCACAAGUUAGUCAUUCUGGAACAGAAGAUGUGAACACACUUCCCAUACCCUUGUACAGCCCUCUGCUUGGAGUUUAUGUUCCUUGAUAGAGCAGAGUUUGCCCAUGCACUUAAGGGGUGGGGAGAACAGGACUCCAUUAUGAUCUGUAGAGAUUUUUUUCAUGGGUGGAAAAAUCACGUUCUUGAUUUUUGUGUAUGUGUGAGGGUUCUUAUACGUCAUUGUCAUGAUUAAUUUUUCACUUCUAGUGUUUAUGUUUCAGAACUACUUGAUCAUAUUUUCUGGAAGUCAAAAGUACAGAAACUUCUUGAGUUUUGUAUGGUAGUUUGAUAUAAAACUUCACACACUACUUUUAAAUCCAUCUAUGCAUUCCACAGUAUUGAUGAUUAUUAGUAGACAUUUUUUGGCAUCUAGUAAAAUACAGUUUGACUACUUCUGAUACAUUCAUUUGAAGUGAUUAUAAAGAAGGCACCUUAUCAUUUAUUAUGGGUUUUCAUUAGAAUAUUGUCAACGAAUUUGCAGAUGUCAUCAUUGCUUGUAGGUUUUCUGGCUUGUUUCUUGGAAAGUCAUUUGCUUCUAGCCUGCAGCUCUCUGUGUGGGUUAUGUAUGUAAUUUUGUGUGGUGUGUGUGUUUUGCCUAAGCUAGGCGCUUGAUCUAAACUUGGUUGCCUAAAUUUCCUCAAUCUCAUUAAGGUUUUUAUACAUAUACACAUUUUCUUUGAAAAUCCUUUUCUUUUGUUAGCUGCCUUUUAAUCAUUUUGCUGAAAGGCGGUAUAUAUUUUUUAUAAUAUAUGCAUUUAAAAUAUAGGUAUAUAUUCUUUAUGGGUAUUAGUAGACACUUUUAGAUAAUAUUGAUUCUUGGCACUAAUUUUUUAAAGCACUUUAGUGAAAUGAUUGCAGUAUCAGAACAUGUAGUAGUAGCAGUUAUAAUAAUCAUAUGCUAAGGUAAUAAAUUUCACCUAAUGAGUGCAGUUGACAAGUGGCUUGAAAAUACAAAGUGCUGCAACAUGUUACAAAUCCUUCUUAGAUAUUGGAAAUUUCAGUUGUGAUUUUUAAAAUCUUAAAUACUUACAGCUUUAUUCAGUGGCAUACCUUAAUGGGAUUUCAGAAGCUUUGUUUCUUGUAAUGUUAUUAUUUCUGUAUGUGACUCUUCAGAAGGCCUGGGCCUGUUGUAUUUAAGGGUUCUGUAAACAUCUGACAGUAUUUCAAGUGUAUUCUGUAUUUUAAUUUGAGAUUUGAACAUGGGACUGUUUCAGUUGAAUUGAUCGCAAGGUUGAAGUGGAUAUGAGAGGCAAGUGCUGCUCUGUCUUUGCCUUAACCGAAGGAUUCUCUACUUGAUCAUUCUACGUAACAGAUAGUGUCACCCUUUAACCGUCAUAUGAAUAAUUUCUGAUGAAAGUUUUGUUGUGGUAUAUCUUGGAGUCCUCAUCAAAAUGAUUUUUUUAAAAUGGAUGUCUUCCCAUUUUUGCCAUUUUGAACUCGUAGGUGUCUCAGCUUUUUUUUUUAAAAAAAAAAAUUAAACUGAAUUCCAUCAGUUUGUCCAAAUUAUAUUACAUAUUUCUAGAAGCUUGCUUUGAGAUAUUUCAUUGAAUCCUGAAAUCCACUCUUUCCAUAAUUGUGUCCAAAUAAAAAGUGAGAAACAAAUAAGAAGUUUGAGAAAUUGUUUAUACUUUAGUGAAGAGAAAAAAAUUGCAUGAGGACUUCAAAUACUCUCUACUUGUAUGUUCUACAGAGACAGUGGAAUGGAAAUGGAAGUUAAAGAAUCGAUGUGUAGCAGUGAAAUAAUGUUCUAAAUAAUAAUGUAAAGCCUUGGAGGAUUUUGGUAUAAGAAGAAAAUGAUUAUUCAAAUUUGCUUUUCACUCCUGGCUGACAUCUUGUAUGCCAGUUUUAUCUGUAACUCCAAUUCUCUGAGUAGUGCAUGAUGAAAAUUAGCAAGUUGUAUCUCAAUCACAUAUUAGAGAUAUAAGUAGCUCAGAUGUUUACAGAAGAUGGAAAUACAGUAUCCUAAAUUGCAGUUGAACAUGUGACACUUGUUUCCAUCUAUCACUGAUUAUAAUUUUAUGCUAUAAGGUGUGGAUCCAGAACUGUAUGAGUUGACAACUUCCAAGCUGGAAACCUCCAACUCCACCAGUAAAGUGACUGAUGCAUUCGCAAAGCUAAUGUCCACAGUAGAGAAAGCAAGCACAUCAGCAAGGUAAAUCACUGUGAUUAGUGACCCUUAUUAUUGGAAGUUAAAGCUUGUUCAGUAACUGCAGCUUAAAUAUCACCUAAUGCAUGAGUUCAGUUCCAUGAUAGAUCUCCUUAGAUCUCUAUUGCUGUACCAGUAUAUAUUUUUCAGAGAUUCUUUUCUGCUUCUAAUGUCACAAUUAAAUCCGUUGGAUUGAAAUGAGUUGUCAGAACUGUUGCUUUUAAAGUUUUCAGCCUAUCCACAGUGGUAUGCAGCCUUCUAGUGGCUCAUCUGCACUGCUGAAAGCUCACUUGUAAGCCACAAAGCUGACAUUUCCCAUGUUAUAAACUGUUAGUGACAGCAGGAACGUAGCUGAAAGCAGAAAUUGUCUUCUAUGUGAAAUGCCUUAACACUUUUGCAGACAUGUGUAUAUACACUCUCUCUCUCUCUCUCUCUCUCUCUCUCUCUCUCUCACACACACACACACACACACACACACACACCCCAGCUACUGCAUAAUCCCCUUUUUGUGCAAACCCUUAUUUUGUGCAUAGCAUAAUAAGCAGCCAUCACUUAUUAACUAUUUCUAGGAAUCUAGAAACAGAAUAUGAUUUCUUCCUAUGUAGGGAAUGGGAUGGAAGACUGCAAGUAGGGGUCCACUAGUAGGACUGUGCUCAGGCUGUGCUUGUGUGCAUCACACAAAUCACAUCUGAUUUGUGUGUUACGCCUAUUUGUUAAAACAUUUAUAUCCUGCCUUUCCUUUAAAAAGCAAGUAUGUAAUAUAGAAUAAAGGUACAACAGAGACAUUUCAGACUGUGAAUAUGGUAGCACUGCUUCCCUAGGAAUGUGUGGCGCUCUUGUGAAUUGCACAUUAUGUAGCUCCAUGCACAGAUACAACAUGUGAGAUGACUGUGCUGGUUAACAGGUGCUUGGAUACUAAAGUAGUGAGUUGUGGCAACUUGCAUGUGCUGUGAAUACUCAUUUUAGUUUUGAUCAAACAGCAAAGAUUUGAGGUCAUGCAAAACAUUGGCUUUCAUUAAGUCAGCUCGCAAAUUCAAAAGUAGCAAGUAGUCAUGAGCUAAACUGAAAGUAUGCAAGGAACAGCUGUAGCAGGGAAUGCAUGAGCCUAUUACAGAAGUUAACAAAUGGUACGUGUGUAACUCUUAUUGCAAGAGCCCUUUACACAUGUAACAUUAACUCCUGUAAUGGCCUCAUUUUCAGAACUAUUUCUCUGCUGUUUGCCACUAGGGGGAGUGCUAAGCCUUGAUGAAUCUUUGCUCAGGUCAUUUUCAACUUGGCUUUUCAUCAGAAAAGUGAAAAUGCAGUGUGUCCUCCUGCUGACACUUUUUAUUUUUUGUUUUAUUUUUACUUACACUGUAGCCUUCAAAAUAGAAAACUAAAGGCUUCAGUCUUUCAUGCCAGAACAUUCCUUGCCUCCACUGCUUCUGUACAAUGUAGAUAUUACCCCCCCCCAAAAGCUUAACCUCAUAAUAUUUUUGCCAAGUGCAUAGGGAGUUGAAGACCUCUUUACUUAUGAUGACUCUUCAUAGGUUUGUAAUGAUUUGCCUGGCCUGACUUUUUCUGAUCUGGUAGAGAUGGACAAGGAGAAAGGGGUAAAAUGUGAGUGAAGUACCAAAGGCAGGAGGUGGGCAGUGAGAGAUCAUCUUGGUACAAAGAUACAAAAUUAGCAUGAAUGCUGCUCUUCCAAAGUACAAGAAUUAUUUGUUGUAAACAUAAGUGUGAUACACUAUCCUGUGAAUGUGUCCUUUAUGUUCUAUUGUCUAAUCUACUCUUAGGCGUGAGUUGCACAUAACAUAGAUGUUGCAUGUGGUGGCAGCUGAAGGAGAGUGUGGUGUUGAAUCUUGUUAGACCCUCUCCUUUGCUCAUGCCACUGUUAGAGGAAAUUUUCAGGGUGGACAGAAACCUUUUAUGUACUGUCCUGCUUAGCUUGUCUGUGUGGGUGGAGUUACUAUGGAACAGCUGGGACCACGUACAAGUUUCCAGCACUGGACACAUCUCAGUUGCUGAAUAAAUACUCACUUUGAAUUAAUGUUUAUCCUCUAAACCACAAAUGCAGCAGGGAGAGAGACAGGGAAAGAAAAACUAUUCACAAGGAUGCCUAUUUAAGCGGGGGGGGGGUACCUAGAGGAGGAAGAGUUGCCAUGUUUAAAAUUCCAUCUCUCUUAGAUUGGAAUUGUGAUUAAAGCCUCUGUGUUGCUAGUUGAAAUGAAGGAAUUUUAAUACAUUGUCUUUUUCACUUGAGAAAAAAAUAUCACGAUGGCUAAUUUCAUUUCAAGAAUAAAUGUUAGAACAGUACUAAUUUUAUUAAUAGAAUACUAUGCAUUGCAAAAUAAGGCCCUUCAGUUCUUAGGAGCAGCUUCUUGGGACACAUGAGGGGCUACAAUAGGGAAGAGGGCAUAGAAGUCCCAUUCCACUUACAAUGUUUUGGAUCUGAGCUAAUGUAUCCUAAUUCACAUAUAUAUCAAAGGAAGUUCAGAUCUAUGAUGUAAGUAGAAUAUGCUUAUUAAAGAUGACAUCAAGACACCAACUCACUCAAAUGAGGUUUAUUCAGUCCAACCAUAGCUGAAUAUGACAAAAAAUACUGUAUUUUUUUAUCUGUUUUUUAUUUUUUGACAGUAGGAAUACAGCCUGUUUAUUCACACUUUUUUGUUCUUACCCUUCACUUUCUAGUGCUAUUAUUAUUUUAUAACCACAAAAAGUCUAGUAAGAAAGAUGAUGAAAAAUCCCCUGGAAAAUGCAUGAUAAUAACCGCUAGUUGACAAGGCCAUAUCUAACCUCCACAUAAUUUGAGAUUUCAACAAGGACUAGAACCUCCAGACACUUUUUAUAUGAUUUGGCAUUCCUUUAUGACCCCUACUAUCAUUUUCAAGAGCCUGGCAAAUCUGGAACUAUACUUGAUGAUCUGAUGAAGUUGAUCGUCUUUACAUGGACUUUCUUAUUUUAACUCAUGUAAAACCACUCAUUCUACAUGCCUGUUUUAUAGUUUUGUCACUUUUUAAUUUUUGUUGUUAUUAUGAAAUGAAGUAAUAAUAUAAUCUCUGCAUAAAUAUAUCCAGAUGAAUACAGUGGUGCCCCGCAAGACGAAUGCCUUGCAAGACGAAAAACUCGCUAGACGAAAGGGUUUUCCGUUUUUUGAGUCGUUCCGCAAGACAAAUUUCCCUAUGGGCUUGCUUCGCAAGACAAAACGUCUUGCGAGUUCUUGCGAGUUUGUUUCCUUUCUCUUAAAGCCGUUAAUAGCCGCUAAGCCGCUAAUAGCCGUGCUUUGCAAGAAGAAAAAACCGCAAGACGAAGAGACUCGCGGAACGGAUUAAUUUCGUCUUGCGAGGCACCACUGUACUUAGUAAAUAGGCAACAUUUUAUAACCCCCUCAGAUUUUAUGUGAACAUAAUACACUUGAAUUCUCAGUAAAUAGCUAGUCUGGAAGCUCCCUGUGUUCACUUUUUCCAUGUUGUGCCUCUGUACUAUGCUGAAACUUUACCAGUCUGUCUGGGCAUAUUACACACUAUGCAGCUAUCUGCAAACAAGGCAGCCUGGAUCAAAGAUGUCUGCCUGUCUUCGUAAAAACUAUUAUUGACAGUUUGAACUAUCUAAGUAACUUUCCUUUUUUGGCUUCUCUCUUAGUAACUUUCCUUUUUUGGCUUCUCUCUUAAAGGGUAACUAUCUGGAGCCCCAGGGGCUACAUUUCAGCCCCCUACAUAGCUUCUAAUUUGCCCAGAACAAAAGUAACAAAACAAAAUCAUAUCUCCCAAUUCCCCGCACCCCCAGAAUAGAAAAUGAAAUGUCCUGUAUGUCCAUACAUUUCAGGGGCUUUUGUUAAUAGGCUGUCUAAAAUAUUAGACUCAUUCCCUGAAUAUGUAGCACAAUUACCGUAUUUUUCGCACUAUAGGACGCACUUUUUCCCCUCCAAAAAUGAAGGGGAAAUGUGUGUGCGUCCUAUGGUGCGAAUGCAGGCUUUCACUGAAGCCUGGAGAGCGAGAGGGGUCGGUGCAGCGCGUCUUCCCGCUGUCCCCGGACUUGAUAUCAAGGCGGGCGGCGGGGAGAGCAGCGCUUCUCCCCGCUGCCUGCCCCCAAGCUCCGGGGACAGCAGGGAGACGCAGCGCGUCUUCCCGCUGUCCCCGGACUUGAUAUCAAGGCGGGCGGCGGGGAGAGAGCGCUCUCCCGCUGCCUGCCCCCAAGCUCCGGGGACAGCUGGGAGACGCAGCGCGUCUUCCCGCUGUCCCCGGACCUGAUGUGAAUGCGGGCGGCGGGGCGAAGAGCGCGUCUCCCCGCUGCCUGCCCCCAAGCUCCGGGGACAGCAGGGAGACGCAGCGCGUCUUCCCGCUGUCCCCGGACUUGAUAUCAAGGCGGGCGGCGGGGAGAGCAGCGCUUCUCCCCGCUGCCUGCCCCCACGCCCCGGGGCCAGCAGGGAGACGCAGCGCGUCUUCCCGCUGUCCCCGGACUUGAUAUCAUUGCGGGCGGCGGGUCUAAGAGCCCUUCUCCCCGCUGCCUGCCCCCAAGCUCCGGGGACAGCUGGGAGACGCAGCGCGUCUUCCCGCUGUCCCCGGACCUGAUCUGAAGGUGGACUGCGGGGAGAAGAGCGCUUCUCCCCGCUGCCGGCCCCACAAGCGCCUGGGGGGGAAAUAAUUUUUUUUCCUUUAUUUCCCCCCCAAAAAACUUGAUGCGUCCUAUGGACCGGUGCGUCCUAUGGUGCGAAAAAUACGGUACUUUAUUGUGCACAAUCAAGGUACAGGAAAAGGGCUCCCAAUACCUCACUGUGAACAGUGAAGGUCUGAGCAGAAUUCACCCUUCUUGUUUUACAUUCUUGUCAGAAAGUUGGGUUUUGGUGUUUGACAUCCUCAUGGGAAGGGUUUGUUGGUUGUGGUUUUUUUAAAUACUUUAGAAAGACAUAGCCUUUCUAAAUAUAGCAAACAUUUUUAUAUGUGAUCUGUUUCAAAUUUCUGUGAUGUUCCAUUGACACAAGAUACAAAUUUUACUUUUCACCCAGUAGCUGAUGCAAGAACUGCCAUAAAUGGUCUGGGUCUUACUCUGUGAGUUUUAGUAUUGGGCAUAUGAGUAGCAACUUUUUUGGAAAAGGUCAGCUCUUUACUAACAUAGGGGAUGCCCACACUGCACUCUUCUGAUCAUGAAUGUGACAGAGACCUAAGACAGAUAUUUUACAACAUAUGGGAGAUGAGGUCACAUUUAGACGGUGUUCUCAAAUUUCCACUAGGAAAGAAUAUCAUCAAAAUGGAGAUCUAGAGGUAAGGUUCCCAAUCAGUGAGUUUUGCUGUAAUGCUAUUAAAUAUUUAACUAGUUAGAUUUGUUGUUUUACAGAUUCAGUGCAGUCUUCUGGUACAGAGUCACUUUGGCCACAGUAACGUUAAAUCACAGCCAUCUAAAAAUAAGUAUUAAAUAGUGCUUUGGAAUUAAUAGGUUAAUCUCUAGCUUGUAUGAGACCUAUAAAUGGUCGUUUGAUUAAAUAGUUAGACUGAGUCCCUCGUCUGUGCAGCUGUAUACAGGAUAUUUUACUUUCUGUUCUGAAAAUGCAAUACAAUACUGGCACUUGUGAAGUUUGACUUUGAAACAGUAUUUUAUUAAUUAAUGUUGUCAGUAUACUGUCCUGAAAGUUACCAACAUUGUACCAAUAUUUGUACCAAUUUGUACCAAUAUUGUUGUCAGUCUCUCCCCCCCCCCCAAAAAAAAAUUUUUUCCUAAAGACUGGGUUGAAAGAGGCCAGCUCUGCCAGUUCUAGCAGAUAUAAUUAUGGAAAUAUGCUCGUAUAACCUUUCAGAUUCACCUUCUUUUGUGGAAAAGUGAAUUCUAAACAGCUAAUAAAAAUAGUUUCAGCUCUAAGUGCUAAAUAGCAGCAGCCCAGUGCAACACCACAGAUGAAGUAGCCCAUACACAGUAAACGGAUGUGGCGGAAUCUCAUCUACAAAGAGCCUACUCACUACUGAUGUCUUCCUUCAGACACCUACCCUACAAAACAAUCAGAGAGCAAUUUUGCCCAGGAGAGUGGUAGGCUCUACUUCACUGGGCAUCUUCAAGCAGAGACUUGGUAGCUAUCUAGUGGGGUUGAACUACCUCUGGAUUUCCUACAUUAUGACUGAAGUUGGAUAACCCCCUUAUUGCCUUUUAGGGCUCUUUAUGUUUAGAGAAAAAGUGGGUGGGGGAAACAUUGUAGGUUCAUAAAAUUAUGCAUGAUGUGAAGAAAGUGGCUAGAGCUUUCUCCCUCAUAAUAGUAGAACUUGGAGUCAUCCAGUGAAUUUGAUUAGCAGUAGACAUAGAAAAAGAUAAUUAAGUUUUGGAAUUCACUACCCCAGGAUGUGGCUAUAACCACUAGCUUAGAAGGCAUGAAAAGGGAACUAGACAAAUGCCUGGAGAUAUCAAUGGCUCUGGGGCAUGAUACUGUAUUCCUUACUCUGUUUUUUUUGCUAAGAUGUACAGUAGGAACUGUGAACCCAGAACCUAGUUUCAGAGGGCAGUUUGCUGCUGAAGACCAGUUGUUGCAGAAAAGGUCUACUGCUUUCAAGCUAUGCUCAUAACCAUCCAAAUGCCACUGUGGGAAGCAUGAAAGUGAGCUAGAUGUUCUUAUGUUCAUAAACUUAAAAGAAAUUGGUGCUACAUAAGCACACAUGCUAGAAUGGAAAGUAGGUUUUAUACAAGGUUGGUCAAGGAAGUAAGAAUUAGGCUUGUGUGUGUACCCUCGCAUUUGUGUUCUACUGCACAUGGCGCGUCUAUAUUCAUAAUCUGACACCAAAAGAAUCAAUUGUAUUACUUGUGAUACUUUUCAUACAAAGGAGAGAGACUGGCUUUACACCCCACAGUGUGAAGUCCUCUCAGAGCAGUGUAAUUAUAUCCUCCUGAGCAAAGAAAGCAGGGUUAGAAUCAUUGCUUUGGAGCCAUAGCCACAGGUUUAUGGUGGUUACAAUGCACGAGUUUGCAAUGCAAAGCUAUAAUAAAUUUGUUUCCUUAUGCAGAGGCACUAUGUGUUUAGGUAUCUUGAAGUGUGCAUUGAUGGCAAUCUGCAGAAAUGCAAUAUUUGUUAGUCUUAACCUGCACUACAGAACAAAGAUGAACCCUGAAGAUGUCACAAAAAUAGAAUGAGGGAGGAAAGUUUCUUGAUUUGUAGUAGAUAGAAUUGUAUAACAGUUGUAUAAUGGAUUCUUUGGCUUGGCACAGAAAUCAUAAGAAGCCACUCAGUGAAAAAGUCCCUAUAGUUUAUCUACUGGGUUGUGCGUAAUGGGAAAUGAAAUGAAAUAGAAUACAUUUGCCACAUUGCCACCCCCCUCUCCCCUUUUCCUCACGAAAACUGGAGGAGCGGGGUGUAUUACAACUACCAAUGUGAUCCUGGCUCUGCAAAUAAGUGUGGAUAAAUAUUUAUUGAUUGCAUUUCUACUGUACAGUUGUUUACAUGUUUGUAACAGGUAUGCGGUAUUGGGUAUGCUGGUUGUUGUUGAAAACCAGAUAAUGUAUAGAUAUUUUUUUUAAAGGCACUCAGACACACACAAAUACAUAUAAAUGUGUUUUUACUCUUACACUGCUAUGUUAGAAAUAAUCCCAGUCUUAAUUGGCUUGCACUCUGCCAUCAAAAUCUAGUAAUCUAGAAUCUAGUCCUCAUCAGAAUCUAGUAAAGGGAAGAAGUAAAUGCAAACAUUAUUAGCUGAGUGGUGCAAGCUUUUGUGUAAUACUGCAAUAAAGCACACUGGCACUUCAGAAACUCUCAUAAAGUUAUUCACUGCAAUCCCCCACAUGACCCAUCUGUUCAACAACGUCAUAAAAGGGGCCACCAUCCCUAAAACCUGGUCCUCCUCCAAGAUAGUCUCUAUUCCAAAGCUACUCAAGGAUAGCCAUAAGGUAGAACUAGACACUGGAAGGACCUAUCAGAAGUGAACAUAGACCACUGGUACCAAAAUGUAUGGGAAACCGCCCUACUAGAGAGGUUAGCCAACCAACUCUAGCACAGGGACAAACAAAGGACACCUUCACCCCAGUGUGGCUCCUCUUCUUCACAUACACAGCACAACAGGACAAUGACCUAUCCCUCCCUCCCAACAGCAUACAAAUCAAUAUGGUGGCUAACCUGACCCAACAACCUACACACACACACCCCACAGAUACAAACAAGCCACACUGCAAUCAACUGAACACAGCCAACCAAACUCGGGACCCCCUGACCUCUCACAUUAUCAAUAAAAAGAAAUAAAUACAUAAACAAAGGACCUAGCCAUGGGAUUCUGGUACAAACCCUCUACACUAAUAAUAGGCAAUAGACCGAAAGAACAAGACCUCAUCUCUCUUUCCCCCUUUCCCCCAAAUGCAAGAUGUCCAUGACAAAAAUGUCUCUCACUAAAUGUAAACGAACUGUGAAAAAGACUAGGAAUUGAAAGUGGAGACAAUAGAUGCACCUUUCCCUCUUUGUCUGUUCAUUUUGUAACACAAAAAACUUUAAUAAAAACUAAUUUUAAAAAUUUAUUCAGUAUAUUCAUUAGAUAUAUAUUUUGUGGGUAAACCAAGCUAGUGAAAAUGCAGUUCUCUCCUGGUGUUGUUUAGGAAUGUGUUCCUACAGGUAUACAAGCUAGUAUUAUACUGUACUUACUGCGUUGAAACAAUUAGAAGAAAAGAGAUAUUUCUUCAGUAUUGCAACUAUAUGUAAGAGGGUAUUACUUGAAGAAAGUACAGGCUAGAUUGGUUCAUAGACUGUUUCUGUGUAGCCUUGUACAAAUAGUAAACUUUUACCUGUGGGGCGGGCAGAGCAAAAUGAGCAAUUAUUCGUGUUAUCUUGAAAUCAACCUCUCUGCAGUCACCUGUGCUGACAUUUCCCUUCUGUUCUAUGCCACGUCCAUUUAAGAAUUCCUUUGCGAGUUGUGCUGCAAAGAGUCUGCACUUCUAAGAUUGUAAACUAAGCACAAGAUUCUAAUGAAAUAGGGAUAACUGGUAUCACUUUCCUCUUUAGAAGUCUGAACUUUAGGGACUUUGGGGUUAGAGUGGACUGCAAGAAACACCAGGUUCUAGUCACAAUAACAUGCUCUCUCUGUUUAGUGUUCAUGAAUUCCAUUUCAAAAGUAGAGAUUUGGGGGGGGGGGGGUUGUCUCAUGUAAGGUUUUCUGUGAAAAUAAGGGUAUGCUCACAACCCUGUUCUGCAGUGGUUGAAAAGUAUUUCAUCCUCUUAAGCUCCUGGAUAUGCUCAGGUACAAAUUCUGUAUCUUCUAUGGGGAAACAUAUUGGCUAAGAUGACUUCCUCUAUUCAGGUAUCUUUCCACAGUGAUUUUAACAAACAUGAUGUAAGAUUCAAGUGUUCAACAGAUUUCAAAUUCUAUUUCCUUUCAGUUAUGGAUGCAGUAACUUAAGAGUUUUGAUUUCAUAUUUAGUAAAUAGGUAGUGGGAUUUGAUCCUCUAGCAGUUGUGUUAAGGACCUGUUAACAGUUCAGAAUGAAGCAUUGAAUUUACAUGAAGUUCUGGAUGUGAGGAGAGAACCAGUUUUCUCAUUGCCAGGGUUGUAAUAAGCCCCAUAUACUAAAUAGCCACAUGAGGCAAUAUUGGAAGUAUAUGACACAACUUUCCUUCAGAGAGGUUGCCUUAUCUGAAGACCUUUCUCUAGCAAUUCUGAGUAACUUUUCUUUUAACUUUUUUUAAUAGAAAGCCCAAAAAGGAAGAACAACUCAGUGAAGAGGCUGCCAAGGUGAUUUCUAGCCUUCCUGACUUAUCUUUCAUGCAUGCCAAGGUGUUGAUGUUCCCAGCCACAUUAACACCUUCAACAAGUUGCCAAGGCAAGGUAGACUAAGGUGAAGUGAAUUGGACAUUUUCCAUUGAUUCUUGCCCUAGCCCCCCUUUCUGGGUCCUAUGAAGUGAUCUUGCUUCAAUUAAAAAUAAUUAAAGUUCAGAUGAUUUGUUGGUAAGCAGCACUAGAAAGGUAUACAUACUUAUGUAUAUUUAUUUACAUAUUGGAGUCCUAAAUUUAUAUUAGACAAAUGUAAAUAACUGGAGAGGAUUGAACCUUUUUUGAAGAUUUAUCCUUUUUUGUUGUGUUGGGGUGUAACCAUUUUGUCUUUGUGGAAUACACUGGUAGUGUCCUCCUUACAAAACUUUCUAAAUAAUUUUUAAAAAUUGAAAUUUCCAACUUUUGCUCUUCAUGAAAUUUCCCUUUGCCCCCCACCCCACCCAAUUUAAUAACUUACCCUUGAUGAAAAUCCUUUUACUGAAAGCUUUAAAGCUUACGGUCUUUCAGUAGUCUUCUUUUAAGCAGACUUCCCUUGUUUCCCUUAUUUUUCAUCUCAAGUGGCUUUUUUUCUUUUUUGCGGGGCGGGGGGAUGGGGCUGAGUGGUUGAUUUUUUUGAAUUUUUUUUUAGCCUUUUGACUUCUAACAGUGUGGAUUUAUCAUCAUUGCCUUUCAAGAGGUUUGCUGUCAAUUCUCUUUAGUUAAGUGAUCACUGCCUAAGCACUUGAUUCUCAAGAUCUAUGUGUUAAUCAAUUUGGUUUGGGAUGGAAGGACCAAAACUGUCUAAAUGUCUUACACUGAAAUAUACCUGUUACAUUUUUGUUGUUGUACCACUAUCCCUAUAUUUUGAUUUUGCACAGUGUAAAUUUGACAUAAUCAUAGAUUGCUAUGGUUUAGGCUGUAUGUACAGUAAAACUAUGGGUUGUAAAUGUUUGGGGAAAUUCCUAUGGAAAAAAGAGAGUGCUAUGUAGAACAACCUCUAACAAGGUUUAUGUGCAUGCCUGAGGUCUUUUUGAAAUUUCAGUGUAUAAAUUUCCUCUUAGCUUACACAAAAUAAAAAAUAAAGUUAUAUAGUCUGUUAA